UGACGAAUGCCUCAGUUCUUGUGGCAGACAUGACAGCAUGGAGGGAUCCUAUAACAUUCGGAAUACCAGCUAUAGUGAUAUUGUUUGUUGGAGCAUGGAGUGAUAAAACAGGAAACAGGAAAUACUUAUUACUUAUACCUGUCAUUGGAGAAAUUGGAUCAUUAGUAGGAAUUCUUGCCGGCACGUACUUCUUUCUGGAGUGGCCCUUGUGGGUGAUGGCUCUAAUAGAAGCAAGCUCAUCCACGUUUACUGGAGGUCUGUCUGUAAUUUUGAUGGGGUCAUACAGUUAUUUGGCUGACGUCACCACCCCCGAGUCGCGUACCUUCAGAAUGGGUGUAGCGGGUGUUUUAGUGUCAUUGGGUAUACCUUUGGGAACUGCAAUAAGUGGCAUACUAACUGUAAAUCUCGGCUACUUUGGAAUAUUCGGAAUUUCACUGGCUAUGUAUAUGUUUUGUUUCUUCUACGCAAUGAUAAGAAUUCAAGAUGUCAGAAGAGUGGAAAUUGAAGGAAGUUUCUUUCAUAAACUGAUAAGCUUUUUUCACCCGAAGAAUGUUUGGGACACACUAUCGUUAGUGUUCACAAGUCGUGGGAAGCAGCUAUUGAAGAUUACUUUAGUUAUUUGGGCCCACAUUGUUAUACAAGGUCCUGUUUCAGGUGAAUCAGCAUGCCUGUACCUCUACACAUUGAAUAGGUACCAGAUGGAUCUAGUGGAUCUAACUCUGUAUAUAACGUUUGCUUUGAUCAUGGGAAUCGUCGGUACUGCAUUGGCAAUGGGCAUAUUUGUGAAGUGGCUCAAGGUGCACGACGGUUUACUUGGUAUCAUCGCCACCACCAGUAACCUGUUAUCUGCUUUGACCUCCGGUCUCGCUCCAACAAGAGAUUACUUCUUUGCUGGACCCGUCCUUGGUAUAUUUGGAGGGCCUGCGUCUACUGCGGUACGAUCGCUCGGAACCAAAAUUGUGCAACCAGAUCAAGUUGGUAAAAUGUGUUCCCUUAUCGGCUUUGUUGAGGCGCUACUUCCUGUGAUAUACACGCCUUUGUAUACAAAGAUAUAUUCAAACACAAUCAACACAUUUCCAGGGGCGAUUUAUAUUGUAGGGGCGAUUAUGACGGCCCCAGAUAUUAUAAUAUUUGGUUCUUUCUACAUUAUGCAUCGAAGACAGCAAAGAGAUGCUGUUACACACCCAGAGGUGAAAGAGAUGCAUGUGUAUGAAAACGACGUCACUGCUUUAUAAAGUAUUUUACAUAUUUUAAAAUUUGAUUUAUAAAAUAAUAUACAUUAUUUCAGUUGCCAUAAAAUACAAUACAUGCUACAGAAUUUACUGUAGCAUGUAUUGUACCUAAGUUACCUAGUUUUAAGUUUUGUCAAUGUAUUUUAUUGCAAUAAAUAAAUAAUAAAUUGAACCUCA
Messenger RNA from Ostrinia furnacalis (Asian corn borer), 1409 nucleotides. Its product is annotated as proton-coupled folate transporter-like. The transcript is spliced from 5 exons. Gene Ontology annotation, molecular function: transmembrane transporter activity. Gene Ontology annotation, cellular component: membrane. Bases 30 to 1235 code for a protein of 401 amino acids. The record is from RefSeq and is a predicted model, not a curated record. Gene Ontology annotation, biological process: transmembrane transport. NCBI's taxonomy places the organism in Eukaryota, Metazoa, Arthropoda, Insecta, Lepidoptera, Crambidae.